AUGUUAUCGCACUUUCGCUUUCUAUUGCCCAUAGCUCUGAUCGGGGCUGGCGCAUCUAUUGCAGCUUCCGUUGGCACCAGCUCGACUUGCGAUGCCUCUUGUCUGGAGAUUGUACAGAAUGGAAAUGCAUGGGAAAUAGACCAGCACGCCUCUCGCGACUUCGCAUUCUACGAAGCCCCCUCCAACUUUUCUUCCAAGCUUUCUCCUGGAAGUAUCCUCACCGUGGAGCCGGUUACCGAACUGGCGAACUACAGCGUUCCCAGUGGUCUUACCAUGUCUCGCUUCAUAUACACCACUAAUGAUCUAAACGGCACGACUCUUCCGGCUUCUGCGUAUAUCCUGUGGCCGUAUACACCACUCGCUACCGGCAAAAACCAAGGAUAUCCGAUGGUUGCAUGGGCUCAUGGUACUUCUGGCGUACUCAGAGGGUGUGCACCGAGUAACUAUCGCAGCCUUCAGUAUCACUUCCAGGCCCCGUUCGCCCUCGCUCUGCAGGGAAUGGUGGUUGUUGCGCCGGACUAUGCUGGACUCGGCGUCGACACUUUGCCGAAUGGACAGAAGAUCGGACAUCCUUGGCUAACUGGACCGGCGCAGGCUAACGAUCUUGCCAACGCCAUCCUAGCUGCCCGCGAAGCAUUCCCCAGUAUUCUGAAAGCCAACGGUCCCUUCGUCACUAUGGGCCAUUCACAAGGUGGAGGAGCAACCUGGGCUUUCGCAGAAAAGCUGGUCAAGGAACCAAUUGCCGGAUACAAGGGAACCGUUGCUAUUGCACCUACUACGCGGAUAAUCGACCAUCUGAAAGACGCUUUUAGUAACAUCACGGAGCCGUGGGCUCAGGUCAUCAUAUCUGGACAGCCAAAACUUAUAGCUGCGGUGACAGCGGCCUUCCCUGAAUAUAAUUACUCUGGCUUGACGCCUACGUCAUACGAUAGAUGGUUCAACGUCUUGGAGCCUUUGGAUGGAUGCUUGCCGACGGACACUCUUGCCUUUACCAAUGUGACUACCGACGAACUAGCUAUUGCCAACUGGUAUGACGCCCCCACGGUUCAGGAAUUUGCCAAGUUGGCGGAAAGUGGUCGGAAGCAAUUCAAGGGUCCACUGCUCAUCGUCUCUGGAGAAGCGGACAUUGUGGUCCCUCUUGACACGGUUGAGCCUGCGGUAGAUGAUACUUGCGCCAUGUUGAAACAAGAGCACUGGAACGAGUCGCUAGAGUUGAUCACCUACUCAGCCAUGGACCAUUUCCCAAGCAUUCAAGCUAGUCAGAUGAAGUGGUUGCCAUGGAUUAAGGAUCGAUUGACUGGUGCACCUGCACCAAAAGCCGGAUGUGUCAAAAAUGGGGUGAAUGGAUUCCGUACAGAGGACACUUUCCAGACCGCGUUCCCAAACUUUCUGGAGGGUUGGGCUAGUGUCGAAGAGAGCUGGAAAUAUGGUCUUUGA
This is a messenger RNA of Talaromyces marneffei, 1437 nucleotides long. RefSeq lists its product as uncharacterized. Gene Ontology annotation, molecular function: triacylglycerol lipase activity. The record is from RefSeq and is a predicted model, not a curated record. NCBI's taxonomy places the organism in Eukaryota, Fungi, Ascomycota, Eurotiomycetes, Eurotiales, Trichocomaceae. The transcript has a single exon. Gene Ontology annotation, biological process: lipid catabolic process. The coding region runs from base 1 to 1437 and encodes 478 amino acids.